Molecule: messenger RNA, 2954 nt
Organism: Peromyscus eremicus (cactus mouse)
Lineage: Eukaryota; Metazoa; Chordata; Mammalia; Rodentia; Cricetidae
Gene: Dzip1
Product: DAZ interacting zinc finger protein 1
Exons: 20
Coding region: 180-2738 (852 amino acids)
Biological process (GO): cilium assembly
Cellular component (GO): ciliary basal body; cytoplasm
Source: RefSeq, a predicted model, not a curated record
GCUGCCAUAGCAACGUCCUGGACGCCCAGAUCUUAGGCCGCCGCCGCCGCAGCGGGGGUCUGGGCCUUCACCGGCUCACGAGGGGUGUGGCGGCGGCGGCCCCGAGGCGGCCCGGACCAGGUAGACUACACUGCCCCGCCCCUCCAGCGCAAGCCUAGGCGGCGGACUGGCUUGCAAGCAUGCCCUUCCAGAAGCACGUCUAUUACCCUCUGGCCAACAGCCCCGAGGGGCCCGACGCCUCUCCCGCAGGCGCGGCCCCCAUGGCCUUUGUCCCCCCCAGAGCGGCCUCGGGCCCCCUGCCCUUCUUCCAAUUCCGGCCGCGACUGGAGAGCGUGGACUGGAGGCGGCUGAGCGCCAUCGACGUGGACAAGGUGGCCGGCGCUGUGGACGUCCUGACGCUGCAGGAGAACAUCAUGAACAUCACCUUCUGCAAGCUGGAGGACGAGAAGUGCCCACACUGCCAGUCGGGGGUAGACCCAGUGCUGCUGAAGCUGAUCCGCCUGGCGCAGCUCACCAUUGAAUACCUAAUGCACUCGCAGGAGUUCCUCACCUCGCAGCUAAGCCUGGUGGAGGAGAGGCUGCGCCUGAGCCUGAUCGACUACGAGCAGAGCAAGCAGCUGCUCAACAAACAGGCUGGCGAGAUCAAGCUUCUGAAGGACGAGUGUAAACGCAGGAAGAAGAUGCUGUCCACGCAGCAACUGAUGAUAGAGGCCAAAGCCAGCUAUUACCAGUGCCAUUUCUGUGACAAGGCCUUUAUGAACCAAGCUUUCCUGCAAAGCCACAUUCAACGCCGCCACACUUCAGAGUCUCACCUUGAGUAUAAUACAAAGGCCCAGACCGACAGGCUCCAGAAGGAGAUAGACAUGUUGAAGGAACAGCUGCAGCUCACCAGGUCUCAGCUAGAGUCUGCCCAGCAUGCCCACGCAGUCCGGUUCUCUAAGGAAUAUGAAAUGCAGAAAAUGAAGGAAGACGACUUUCUGAAGUUAUUUGAUAGAUGGAAAGAGGAAGAAAAGGAGAAGUUACUGGAUGAAAUGGAAAAGGUUAAGGAGAUGUUCAUGAAGGAGUUUAAAGACUUAACUUCUAAGAACUCAGCAUUAGAAUAUCAAUUGUUAGAAAUACAGAAGUCCAAUAUGCAGAUCAAGUCCAACAUAGGCACCUUACGAGACGUUGACGAGUUUAAAGAAGACCAUCUCCCGCAUCCCCAGGAUUUCCAAAACAUGCUGCAGCUCCUUGACAGCCAGACAAACAAGUGGUCAGAUCGAUUUCAGGUUCUCAACAAGGAACACAGCAAGGAGAAGGGACAGCUCCUGUCGAAUAUCGAGCAGCUUCGAACCUCGAUGAUGGACGAUCUAAGUGCAAAUAAUGUUUUCUACAAGAGGCGGAUAGAAGAGCUAGGCCAGAAGGUGCAGGAGCAGAAUGAGCUGAUCCUCAGCCAGAGGCAGCAGAUCAGAGAAUUUACCAGUAAACCGUACAUCAGUGUUGGUGAGCUGAAAGGGAAUUCUCUAACCUGGCAAGCGCUGGACUCUAGAUCAGCUGGCCCUGCUGCACCCAUGAGCGCCUCAGCCACACAGACUCUGGAUGGCCCACCCAGCCUGACCAUGGUCCAUGGAACAGAGCAGACGUUCUCUUCACACGUCCUGGAGCCGAUAGAAGAACUUUCUUCAGAGGAAGAAAAAGGACGAGAAAAUGAACAGAAAUUAAAUAAGAAGACGUAUUUAAGGAAGACUUUGAAGAGCAGCUCCUCCUCGAAGGGGCUGAGGACGAACUUGGAGAAGGAGCUGGGAAGGAAACUGAGGAGCUUUGGGAUUAACGCAGAUAUACAUGGUAUUCCAUGUGAAGUCUUGAAUAGUUCACUUAAAGCCAUGCAAUUAGCCAGACAUGAUCUGGCAAAACAAAUGCCUGACAUUCAGCAAAUUCGAGAAUCCCUUGAACAUCAGCUCAUCUGUAAAAUGGAGGAGAAAGUGUCGCUGUCUUCGGAUAGGCACAAUAUCCCUCCCAUGACCACCUUCCCAGCUGAAGAAGUACCCAAAGCCACCCAACUUCCCCCGCAAAGCAGGCCAUUGGUCAGACAGAGGACUGUGUUUACUGAUAAGGUGGCUGUCCCAAAAUUUAAGAAAAAUACCAAAGAAAAUCAUUUUCUCAGAAAGUUUUCAUCUACCAAGACGCCUCCCUUCAGCUCAGAGGAGGAUCUUGAUGAAGAGGACUUCAUCCAGGCAUACGUAUCCCCAGACUUAUUUACCCUACAGCCGUCUAAACACAUCAUGGGUAACUUCACAAAGAGCUCUGUCAAAAGUGACCCAGACUGGACAGGGGGAAGUGACAUGGACGACUCAGAUGUCUCCCCAAGGCCCACAGGAACCUCCAUUCAGAUCCAAACCGACACUGUUGAGAACAUGGUCUCCCAGCAGGGGGUUGGGGAUAAACCAGUCACUGGGAUGAACACUGUUGAGACACUCGUCAGAAAGGAAGAACUGCAAGAGUUAAAGUGCGCAGAUGUAGAUGCUGAUGACUGGGACAUAUCAUCCUUAGAGGAAGAUAAGUCAUUGGAGAAGAAGAUAGAGCCGAGGGAACCUCCUCCACCUGUGAAGAGAGAUCUAAAUUCCAGUCACGUGCCAAGGGCCUGGGGCCCAGUGAACCCUCGGGAAUUCAAGGAAGAAGGACUUCAAGAAAACGAGUUGAGCACACUGAAAAGCAGCUUGGUAACGGUGACUGACUGGAGUGACGAUUUGGAUGUGUAACUACAAGUCCGCGUAAGAGAACUGUUCCAGCAGCGUUUCGGCCAGCAGCCUAUCGGGUUCUAACGCUCCCUAGUGUUUCCCACCUCACAAGGAAGCCCAUUCACAGCAAGGGCGUCUCUAACAACUCGGAACACAGCACUGAAAUCUGUCAGCUGGCCCACUGUGUACGAACAAGAUGUCCUUCCAGUCAUAAAAAGUGUUUUCUUCACAACGGUA